UUAGGUCUGUUGUUUGCAGAGUCACAGGCUUCAGGGCCCUGGUCGUGAGUGGGAGGAGGCCUGGGAGGCCGCUGCCUGCGGUGCAGGGUGUGUCUGAGGCUCCUGGAGCCCCAACAGACCGAGAUCGGGGUUCCCCUGCCUCCCGGACGCCUCUCUGCUCACAGCGUCCCCGCAGCCCGACCCCCCUGAACCCUCCAGCCUGGGGGCCGGCGCCGCUCAGGUCCUGCCGCCCAGGUCCCAGCGUCCAGAAUGGAUGUGAACUUUGAGGACGUGGCCAUUGCCUUCUCUCAGGAGGAAUGGGGGAUCCUUGAUGAGGCUCACAGACUUCUCUACUGUGAGGUGAUGCUGGAAGUGUUUGCACUUGUGUCAUCUGUAGGUUGUUGGCAUAAAAUGGAUGAUGAGGUGCCGUUCAGUGAAAGAAGUACAUUAGUUAAACACCAGAGAGUUCACACUGGAGAGAAGCCAUAUGAGUGUACUGAAUGUGGGAAGUCCUUCAGUGAAAGAAGUACAUUCAUUAAACAUCUGAAAGUCCACACUGGAGAUAAGCCAUAUGAGUGUAGUGAAUAUGGGAAGUCUUUCAGUGCAAGAAGUACACUCAUUAAUCACCAUAGACUUCACACUGGAGAGAAGCCAUAUGAGUGUACUGAAUGUGGGAAGUCCUUCAGUCAAAGAGGUACAUUAAUUAAACACCGGAGAGGUCACAGUGGAGAGAAACCCUAUGAGUGUACUGAAUGUAGGAAAUCUUUUAGCCAAAAAUCUAACCUUAUUAUGCAUCGCAAAGUACACACUGGAGAGAAGCCAUUUGCGUGUAGUGAAUGUGGGAAGUUCUUCAGUGAAAGAAGUGCUUUAGUUAAACACCAGAGAGUUCACACUGGAGAGAAGCCAUAUGAGUGUAGUGAAUGUGGGAAGUCCUUCAGUGCAAGAAGUACAUUCACUAAUCACCAGAGAGUUCACACUGGAGAGAAGCCAUUUGAAUGUACUGAAUGUGGGAAGUCCUUCAAUCAAAGAAGUACAUUAAUUAAACACCGUAGAGUCCACACUGGAGAGAAGCCAUAUGAGUGCACUGAAUGUGGGAAGACUUUUAGCCAAAAAUCUAACCUCAUUGAACAUCUGAAAGUCCACACUGGGGAGAAGCCAUAUGAGUGUAGUCAAUGUGGGAAGUCCUUCAGUGCAAGAAGUACACUCAUUAAUCACCAGAGACUUCAAACUGGAGAGAAGCCAUAUGAGUGUACUGAAUGUGGGAAGUCCUUCAUUAAAAGAGGUACAUUAAUUAAACACCACAGAGGUCACAGUGGAGAGAAGCCAUAUGAGUGUACUGAAUGUGGGAAGUCCUUUAGUGAAAGAAGUACAUUCAUUCAACAUCUGAAAGUCCACACUGGAGAGAAGCCAUAUGACUGUCGUGAAUGUGGGAAGACUUUUAGGCUAAAAUCUCACCUUAUUAAACACCAGAGAAUACACACUGGAGAGAAGCCAUAUGAGUGCACUGAAUGUGGGAAGCAUUUUAGCCAAAAAUAUAACCUCAUUAAACAUCUGAAAGUCCACACUGGAGAGAAGCCAUAUGACUGUAGUGAAUGUGGGAAGUCCUUCAGUGCAAGAAGUACACUCAUUAAUCACCAGAGAGUUCACACUGGAGAGAAGCCAUAUGAGUGUACUGAAUGUGGGAAGUCUUUUCGCCAAAAAUCUAGUCUUAUUACACAUCUAAGAGUUCACACUGGAGAAAAGCCAUAUGAGUGCACUGAAUGUGGGAAGCCUUUUAGCCAAAAAGUUAACCUCAUUGAACAUCUGAAAGUCCACACUGGGGAGAAGCCAUAUGAGUGUAGUGAAUGUGGAAAGUCCUUAAGUGCAAGAAGUACACUCAUUAAGCACCAGAGAGUCCACACUGGAGAGAAGCCAUAUGACUGUAGUAAAUGUGGGAAGCCUUUUAGGCUAAAAUCUCACCUUAUUAAACACCAGAGAGUACACACUGGAGAGAAGCCAUAUGAGUGCACUGAAUGUGGGAAGCCUUUUAGACAAAAAUCUAGCCUCAUUAAACAUCUGAAAGUACACACUGGAGAGAAGCCAUAUGACUGUAGUGAAUGUGGGAAGUCCUUCAGUGCAAGAAGUACACUCAUUAAUCACCAGAGAGUUCACACUGGAGAGAAGCCAUAUGAGUGUACUGAAUGUGGGAAGUCUUUUCGCCAAAAAAUUAGUCUUAUUACACAUCUGAGAGUUCACACUGGAGAAAAGCCAUAUGAGUGCACUGAAUGUGGGAAGCCUUUUAGCCAAAAAGUUAACCUCAUUGAACAUCUGAAAGUCCACACUGGGGAGAAGCCAUAUGACUGUAGUGAAUGUGGGAAGUCCUUCAGUGCAAGAAGUACACUCAUUAAGCACCAGAGAGUUCACACUGGAGAGAAGCCAUAUGAGUGUACUGAAUGUGGGAAGUCUUUUCGCCAAAAAUCUAGUCUUAUUACACAUCUGAGAGUUCACACUGGUGAGAAGCCAUAUGAGUGUACUGAAUGUGGGAAGCCUUUUAGCCAAAAAUCUAACCUUAUUAAUCAUCUGAAAGUCCACACUGGAGAGAAGCCAUAUGAGUGUACUGAAUGCGGGAAGUCCUUCAGUGCAAGAGGUACACAUUCAUUACUAGAGAGUUCACAGUGGAGAGAAGCCAUAUGAGAGUAGUGAAUGUGGGAUGUCCUUCAGUGAAAGAAGUACAUUAAUUGAACACCAGAGAGGUCACA
Eptesicus fuscus (big brown bat) is the source of this 2717-nucleotide messenger RNA. Its product is annotated as zinc finger protein 260-like. The transcript is spliced from 5 exons. Gene Ontology annotation, molecular function: RNA polymerase II cis-regulatory region sequence-specific DNA binding; DNA-binding transcription factor activity, RNA polymerase II-specific. The coding region runs from base 250 to 2652 and encodes 800 amino acids. Gene Ontology annotation, biological process: regulation of transcription by RNA polymerase II. Lineage: Eukaryota; Metazoa; Chordata; Mammalia; Chiroptera; Vespertilionidae. The record is from RefSeq and is a predicted model, not a curated record.